Piliocolobus tephrosceles (Ugandan red Colobus) is the source of this 3791-nucleotide messenger RNA. Its product is annotated as matrilin-2. The transcript is spliced from 19 exons. Bases 480 to 3293 code for a protein of 937 amino acids. The record is from RefSeq and is a predicted model, not a curated record. Gene Ontology annotation, molecular function: calcium ion binding. NCBI's taxonomy places the organism in Eukaryota, Metazoa, Chordata, Mammalia, Primates, Cercopithecidae.
GAUGCCCUCCUGGGCUCAGGCACCGACAGAGAGGAGCCAGGUGGCAGCAGGCAGGGCGCGCCGCCAGAGUGCCCAGCUCCCGGGGCUGCCUGCAGGGUGGGGCCGCCCUCGCCGCCGCUCCCUCUCCGCGCCUUCCCCAUCCCCAAAGAGGACACCCCUCCUUCCGCCCGGCCCGCUCCCCACCCUCGCCGCGGCACCGCCUCCCCAGCCGCCCGCCCGCCCGCCCUUGCCCAGCGCCUCCCAGGCAGCCAGCGAGCGAGGGGAGCGCUCUGGGAUGGGACUUGGAGCAGGCGGCGGCGGCGGCGGAGAUAGAGGCAGAGGCUGGGGCUCCGUCCUCGCCUCCCACGAGCGAUUCCCGAGGAGAGCAGCGGCCCUCGGCUAGGCGAAGAGGCCGACGAGAAAGACCCGGGUGACUGCGCUCCUGCCUCGCUUCCCAGGCGCCGGCGGCUGCAGCCUUGCCCCUCUUGCUCGUCUUGAAAAUGGAAAAGAUGCUCGCAGGCUGCUUCCUGCUGUUCCUCGGGCAGAUCCUCCUCCUCCCCGCCGAGGCCAGGGAGCGGUCACGUGGGAGGUCCAUCUCUAGAGGCAGACACGCUCGGACCCACCCGCAGACGGCCCUUCUGGAGAGCUCCUGUGAGGACAAGCGGGCAGACCUGGUUUUCAUCAUUGACAGCUCCCGCAGUGUCAACACCCAUGACUACGCAAAGGUCAAGGAGUUCCUCGUGGACAUCUUGCAAUUCUUGGACAUUGGUCCUGACGUCACCCGAGUGGGCCUGCUCCAAUAUGGCAGCACUGUCAAGAAUGAGUUCUCCCUCAAGACCUUCAAGAGGAAGUCCGAAGUGGAGCGUGCUGUUAAGAGGAUGCGGCAUUUGUCCACGGGCACCAUGACGGGGCUGGCCAUCCAGUAUGCCCUGAACAUCGCAUUCUCAGAAGCAGAGGGGGCCCGGCCCCUGAGGGAGAAUGUGCCACGGGUCAUAAUGAUUGUGACGGAUGGGAGACCUCAGGACUCUGUGGCCGAGGUGGCUGCUAAGGCACGGGACACGGGCAUCCUAAUCUUUGCCAUUGGUGUGGGCCAGGUAGACUUCAACACCUUGAAGGCCAUUGGGAGUGAGCCCCAUGAGGACCAUGUCUUCCUGGUGGCCAAUUUCAGCCAGAUUGAGACGCUGACCUCUGUGUUCCAGAAGAAGUUGUGCACGGCCCACAUGUGCAGCACCCUGGAGCAUAACUGUGCCCACUUCUGCAUCAACAUCCCUGGCUCAUACGUCUGCAGGUGCAAACAAGGCUACAUUCUCAACUCAGAUCAGACGACUUGCAGAAUCCAGGAUCUGUGUGCCAUGGAGGACCACAACUGUGGGCAGCUCUGUGUGAAUGUGCCGGGCUCCUUUGUCUGCCAGUGCUACAGUGGCUACACCCUGGCUGAGGACGGGAAGAGCUGUGUGGCUGUGGACUACUGUGCUUCAGAAAACCACGGAUGUGAACAUGAAUGUGUAAAUGCUGAUGGCUCCUACCUUUGCCAGUGCCAUGAAGGAUUUGCCCUUAACCCAGAUAAAAAAACGUGCACAAAGAUAGACUACUGUGCCUCAUCUAAUCACGGAUGUCAGCAUGAGUGUGUUAACACAGAUGAUUCCUAUUCCUGCCGCUGCCUGAAAGGCUUUAUCCUGAAUCCAGAUAAGAAAACCUGCAGAAGGAUCAACUACUGUGCACUGAACAAACCAGGCUGUGAGCACGAGUGCGUCAACACGGAGGAGAGCUACUACUGCCGCUGCCGCCGUGGCUACACUCUGGACCCCAACGGCAAAACCUGCAGCCGAGUGGACCACUGUGCACAGCAGGACCAUGGCUGUGAGCAGCUGUGUCUGAACACGGAGGAGUCCUUCGUCUGCCAGUGCUCAGAAGGCUUCCUCAUCAACGAGGACCUCAAGACCUGCUCCCGGGUGGAUUACUGCCUGCUGAGUGACCAUGGUUGUGAAUACUCCUGCGUCAACAUGGACAGAUCCUUUGCCUGUCAGUGUCCUGAGGGACACGUGCUCCGCAGCGAUGGGAAGACAUGUGCAAAAUUGGACUCUUGUGCUCUGGGGGACCACGGUUGUGAACACUCAUGUGUAAGCAGUGAAGAUUCGUUUGUAUGCCAGUGCUUUGAAGGUUAUAUACUCCGUGAAGAUGGGAAAACCUGUAGAAGGAAAGAUGUCUGCCAAGCAGUAGACCAUGGCUGUGAACACAUUUGUGUGAACAGUGACGACUCAUACACGUGCAAGUGCUUGGAGGGAUUCCGGCUCGCCGAGGAUGGGAAGCGCUGCCAAAGGAAGGAUGUCUGCAAAUCAACCCACCAUGGCUGCGAACACAUUUGUGUUAAUAAUGGGAUUUCCUACAUCUGCAAAUGCUCAGAGGGAUUUGUUCUAGCUGAGGAUGGAAGACGGUGUAAGAAAUGCACUGAAGGCCCAAUUGACCUGGUCUUUGUGAUCGAUGGAUCCAAGAGUCUUGGAGAAGAGAAUUUUGAGGUCGUGAAGCAGUUUGUCACCGGAAUUAUAGAUUCCUUGACAAUUUCCCCCAAAGCCGCUCGAGUGGGGCUGCUCCAGUAUUCCACGCAGGUCCGCACAGAGUUUACCCUGAGAAACUUCAACUCCGCCAAAGACAUGAAAAAAGCCGUGGCCCACAUGAAGUACAUGGGAAAGGGCUCUAUGACUGGGCUGGCCCUGAAACACAUGUUUGAGAGAAGUUUUACCCAAGGAGAAGGGGCCAGGCCCCUUUCCACAAGGGUGCCCAGAGCAGCCAUCGUGUUCACCGACGGACGGGCUCAGGAUGACGUCUCCGAGUGGGCCAGUAAAGCCAAGGCCAAUGGUAUCACUAUGUAUGCUGUUGGGGUAGGAAAAGCCAUUGAGGAGGAACUACAAGAGAUUGCCUCUGAGCCAACAGACAAACAUCUCUUCUAUGCUGAAGACUUCAGCACAAUGGAUGAGAUAAGUGAAAAACUCAAGAAAGGCAUCUGUGAAGCUCUAGAAGACUCCGAUGGAAGACAGGACUCUCCAGCAGGGGAACUGCCAAAAAGGGUCCAACAGCCAACAGUGCAACACAGAUACCUGUUUGAAGAAGACAAUCUUUUACGGUCUACACAAAAGCUUUCUCAUUCAACAAAACCUUCAGGAAGCCCUCUGGAAGAAAAACACGAUCAAUGCAAAUGUGAAAACCUUAUAAUGUUCCAGAACCUUGCAAACGAAGAAGUAAGAAAAUUAACACAGCGCUUAGAAGAAAUGACACAGAGAAUGGAAGCCCUGGAAAAUCGCCUGAGAUACAGAUGAAGAUUAGAAAUCGCAACACGUUUGUAGUCAUUGUAUCAAGGAUUACAAUGAAAGCAGUGCAGAGCCCCAAAGCACAGGCUAUUGUUAAAUCAAUAAUGUUGUGAAGUAAAACAAUCAGUACUGAGAAAGCUGGUUUGCCAUAGAACAAAGACAAGAAGUAGACACUAACUUGUAUAAAUUUAUCUAGGAAAAAAAUCCUUCAGAAUUCUAAGAUGAAUUUACCAGGUGAGAAUGAAUAAGCUAUGCAAGGCAUUUUGUAAUAUACUGUGGACACAACUUGCUUCUGCCUCGUCCUGCCUUAGUGUUGCAAUCUCAUUUGACUAUAUGAUAAAGUUUGCACAGUCUUACUUCUGUAGAACACUGGCCAUAGGAAAUGCUGUUUUUUUGUAUUGGACUUUACCUUGAUAUAUGUAUAUGGAUGUAUGCAUAAAAUCAUACGACAUGUACUUGUGGAACAAGUUGGAUUUUUUAUACAAUAUUAAAAUUCACCACUUCAGA